AUGGGUGUUACGAGAAUCAAAGUGUGCUUUCGGGGCAGUGAGUUGACACUCCGGGCAGCUGCGACAGUAGUCUUCCACGGCCCUCCUCAUCCCGGGCCAGUGGAACCGGGCGGCGACCUGUUCCCGGGUCUUCUCCAUUCCCAUGUGCGCCCCCAACAGGUGGGUGUGGCCCAGCUGAAGAACGGUUCCUACAUACCUUGGCCUCCAACGGGGGUCUCGACUGGCCCCUCGAAAUCGGGAAGGGGGAGGCUGGGCUACUCCUCCAGUGGUUCCCCAGGGGGUUCGGGUUCCGGCUCCCCCUCCGACUCCGACUCCGGACCCGUAGAGUCAGCUGACAAGGCAGAGAAGAGUCUUUCCACAUCAGAACAUCUCAAGAAACACCAGCGGAAACCCACGGGGAAGAAAUCUCACCACUGCUCUGACUGUGGGAAGAGUUACUCAAGCUCAGAUUCACUAAAAGUACACACGAGAAUUCACACUGGAGAGAAACCUUAUAGCUGUGAUCAAUGUGGGAAGAGUUUUACUACAUCUAGCCAGCUGACUAUACACCAGAGAACACACACAGGAGAGAAACCUUACCACUGCUCUGACUGUGGGAAGAGAUGCAUCUCUUUAGCAACCCUUAAAAUACAUCAGAGAAUCCAUACAGGAGAGAAAUCUUACCACUGCUCUGACUGUGGGAAGAGUUUUUGUUCAUCAGGACAGUUAAAAUCACACCACAUAACACACACAGGAGAGAAACCUUACAGCUGUUAUCAAUGUGGGAAGAGUUUUAGUCACUCAAGCAGCCUGAUAGUACAUCAGAGAAUCCAUACAGGAGCUAAGCCUUAUAGCUGUGAUCAAUGUGAGAAGAGUUUUAGUCACUCAAGCAGCCUGGUAGUACAUCAGAGAAUCCAUACAGGAGAGAAACCUUACAGCUGUGAUCAAUGUGAGAAGAGUUUUUUUACAACUAGCUGUCUUACUAUACACAAGAGAACACACACAGGAGAGAAACCUUACCACUGCUCUUACUGUGGAAAGAGUUUUAUUUCCUCAGGAUAUUUAAAAUCACACCAGAGAACACACACAGGAGAGAAAUCUUAUAGCUGUAACCAAUGUGGGAAUAGUUUUGUUACAUCUGGAAGCCUGAAAACACACCAGAGAACACACACAGGAGAGAAACCUUUUAGCUGUAAUCAAUGUGGGAAUAGUUUUGUUGCAUCUAGCCAGCUGACUGUACACCAGAGAACACACACAGGAGAGAAACCUUAUAGCUGUAAUCAAUGUGGGAAGCGUUUUGUUGCAGCUACCUGUUGUACUAUACACCAGAGAACACACACGGGAGAGAAACCUUACCACUGCUCUGACU
Molecule: messenger RNA, 1348 nt
Organism: Coregonus clupeaformis (lake whitefish)
Lineage: Eukaryota; Metazoa; Chordata; Actinopteri; Salmoniformes; Salmonidae
Product: zinc finger protein 664-like
Exons: 4
Source: RefSeq, a predicted model, not a curated record